AUGUCGAACAUCUUGACCGUCUUCGGCGCCACGGGCAUCCAGGGUGGCUCCGUCAUCCGAGCCGUUUUGGCCGACACGGAGCUGUCCAAGACCUUCAAGAUCCGCGCUGUCACUCGCGACGUGUCCUCAAACUCCGCUCAGGCUCUCAGCAAACAAGGCAUUGAAGUCGUCACUGCCGACAUGAGCUCCCCGGCCUCCUUGUCCAAGGCGCUCGAGGGAACUCACACAAUCUUCCUCGUCACACUCCCCGAUUUCGUCACCGGCGCAGCCCUGGGGACUGAGUUCGAGCACGGCAAGAACGUUGCCGACGCGGCCAAGGCAGCGGGCGUGCAGCACCUUGUCUUCUCGUCCCUCAUCAACGUCACUGAGGCGUCCAACGGCCGGCUGCCGCACGUUGCGCACUUCGACCGCAAGGCCGAGGUCGAGAACUACAUCCGGUCAUUGGGCACGCCGGCCACCUUCAUCCAGCCAGGCUACUACAUGACCAACUUCACCAACCUGCAACUCCUGCGGAAGGGCGAGGAUGGGUCGUACACCCUCGCAGGUCCCACGAGUCCCACCAAGGCCCAGCUGCCGCUAUUCUUCCCCGAUAGCGACACCGGCAAAUACUUUGUGGCGGUCGUCAAGAACCGCAGCAAGGUCCUGGGCAAGCAGAUCCAUGCCGCCGCCGACUACUACACCCCAACUCGCAUCAUGGUGGAGUUCCAGGAGGUGGCGGGCAAGAAGGGGCAGUACGUCCAGCUCGACCAGGAGGUGUACAAGAGCUUCCUGCCCCCGCCCAUUGCCCAGGAGAUUCUGGAGAACGAGCUUCUCUGCGAGGAGCCGGGCUUCUUUGCCGGCGGCUCGCUCGCCGAGGGCCACGAGUUGCUUGCUGAGGUUGGCCUGAAGCCGACGACGUGGAAGGACUUUCUGGAAAGCAAGAAGGAGCUUUUUGCUUAAGCGGGCGGACAACUGAGCUUCGAAUUCUCUGCUGGAAUGGGAAGCUAAAAUAGAAUGGAGGAUUAUCUUGAUGACGGGCAUGAUCAGUUUCCAAUAAUACAUCGAUAGACUUGGUGUUGCACUGUACCCUCACUUCAAGUUGUUCCAGACUAGCCGCCGCCUUCCUGACACGGUCGCUCGCCUGGAAAGUGUUUGUACUGAGAAAUACAAAGAAUUGGAC
Messenger RNA from Parathielavia appendiculata, 1159 nucleotides. RefSeq names its product NmrA-domain-containing protein. NCBI's taxonomy places the organism in Eukaryota, Fungi, Ascomycota, Sordariomycetes, Sordariales, Chaetomiaceae. The record is from RefSeq and is a predicted model, not a curated record. The coding region runs from base 1 to 939 and encodes 312 amino acids. The transcript is spliced from 3 exons. Gene Ontology annotation, cellular component: nucleus.